CGCUACCCUCGGCUCGGGGGCGGGCGGCGCAGCGGCAGCAGCCAUGGAGCCGGAGCGCGAGUGCCGGGUGCUCUCCAUCCAGAGCCAUGUCGUCCGCGGCUACGUGGGCAACAAGGCGGCCACCUUCCCGCUGCAGGUUCUGGGAUUUGAAGUUGAUACAGUGAACUCUGUCCAGUUUUCAAACCACACAGGCUACGCCCACUGGAAGGGUCAGGUAUUAAAUUCAGACGAACUUCAUGAAUUGUAUGAAGGACUUAAGCUGAACAAUGUCAACCAGUAUGAUUAUGUACUCACAGGGUAUACCAGAGACACAUCAUUUCUUGCAAUGGUGGUGGAUAUUGUCCAGGAGUUGAAGCAGCAGAAUUCUAACCUAGUAUAUGUAUGCGAUCCAGUGAUGGGUGACAAAUGGAAUGGAGAAGGUUCUAUGUAUGUGCCCAAGGAUCUUCUCCCUGUCUACAGGGACAAAGUUGUUCCUGUUGCUGAUAUAAUUACUCCUAAUCAGUUUGAGGCUGAGUUACUCACUGGUAGAAAGAUUCACACAGAAAAAGAUGCUUUAGAGGUAAUGGAUAUGCUGCACGCCAUGGGACCAGAAACUGUGGUGAUAACAAGCUCAGAUCUACAGGCUUCUUUAGGAAAUGACUACCUAAUUGCACUGGGAAGCCACAGGAAAACUAAAGCAGAUGGUACCAAGAUGACACAAAGAAUUCGAGUGGAGUCUCCUAAAGUGGAUGCGGUCUUUGUUGGAACAGGAGACUUAUUUGCUGCUAUGCUUUUGGCAUGGACACAUAAGCAUCCAAACAAUUUGAAGGUGGCAUGUGAAAAGACUGUAUCAGCCAUGCAACAUGUUCUGCAAAGGACCAUUAAGAGUGCAAAAGACAGAAGAUGUCACUGUUCAGCUUAUACUUGGACUACGGUGAUGGUGAAACCUAACUGCUAUUCAAAGCAGUCGUGGAAGAACCGCAAGCUGGAGAAGGAAACAAACCAAACUCAGCCCAGCUGGAAUUGAGAAUGGUCCAAAGCAAAAAGGACAUAGAAAACCCAGACAUCAUAGUGAAAGCUACUGUGUUAUAAAGGCUGUAUGUCUCCAAUAACGCACAACAUGUUGAUGUCCUCAUUUCUUUCCUGUAAAUUGUAAUAUUUGCCUUAGAUCUGUGAUGGAAACCUGACUUUCAUGAAAUAGUGCCCAGCAUAGGCAGAUAUCCACUCUCAAACAUAUGUGCUGGCCUUGUUCAAUUUUAAAAACAAAACAGAGUUGGUGUGCAUUAAAGCAUAUUCCCAGGUAUCAAAAUGGCUAUCAAAUUCACUUAGUCUGUAUAUUACCCUGGGCAAGAGAAUACAAUGUUCCUGCCUUGCCAAAGACUUUAGAUGUGAAUUUGUUAUCGGAAUGCUUGACUGACUGGAGAAUAUAUUUCAAAAUGGCAUCUAGUGCCAAUGGAGCUGGCUAUGUGCUCCUGUUUCCUGGAAGUACCUAGUUACUUACUCUGGUAUUCAGUAUCUUAGCUGCUAUGAAACUAAGCAGGGUUAAAACUACACACACAGUUCUGGUUGUGUGUAAGGAGUACUAUGAAGAUGUGUAGCAUUUAAGUACUCUAAAGUGACCCUGAGAUGUCAUUCAUGUACUGAUAACUGCUCCUGUUUCUUAUUUAUGAACAGUUAUAUAAUUUCAGUUUUUAAAGGUACUGGCUGCUUAUUUCUAAUGUCCACAGGUACGGACAUCACUUUCUUCUGAAAAUCUGCUCCAGAAACUUCUUCAUUAGUAAAGUAGAAGAUUGUAGUUCUACCUCUGAGGCCAGGUUUGGUUCUUUGUUUAGUUUUUAAGUACAGACAAAUGUUCUUUAAGGACAAAAGAUAAAGCAGCUCCUACUCUGAAAGCUGACUAUCCUCGCAUGCUCUCCAUAGGUGGCUGUGUUUACAAACUGUGUAGGGCACUUCCACGUUCCGAUAGUGAGCACUGUUGGUGGGCUCAGCAGUGGAGCAACCUGUGGCGAAAGUAGUAUGUGGUUGAGUAAGUUCCAUACAUUUACCAAAUGCAGUGAAACAUACAAAAUUAGUUUGUCCAUAAUGUAAUUCUCUACAAACCAUGCUGUCUGGAGUUUACAGAAGUGCAUUAUUAUUAAUCUUUGAACAAAUUUUUAUUUCAAAAUUCUACUUCAUAAGGCUUUAAGAGGAGAUUCUUGCUAAUUUCAGUGUGCUGUAUAUCACAGCCAAACAUUAUACCAGUAAAUGGUAGAUACACUGACAGAUGCUGACCACUUAUACUUCCUGUUGACUUCAGUAUGGAACUAAAGUUCUUGCAUCUCCCAAGAUGAGGUCCAGUGUGUUGUUAAACCUAAGUUCAGUUGCUGAGCUGUAUUUGUCUUUGAUGGCAUAGGGAGAUUAAAAAAAAAAAGUGUAUGUGCUUAUAAUUGCAAGAAGGAAAAUUGCAUUAGAGGAGAGGGCAACUCCGUGUUUUUCCUAAUUAUCUGAGUAUGGUCAAGAAACUUGCUCUUGGGUGUCUCCCAGAUACCUUUCUUGCACCUUCCUCAUCAUGCCUGCCUGAUUGAUAGGCAGUGUCACUUGCAUAGCUUGGAGUCCCCAGAAGAACUGGAUUAGAGACAGCUUGUGCCACAGUAGUCUUCACUCAUUCCAUCAUUUCUGAGGAUUUUCUGCCCUUGCAAAUGUUCAUUGGUUUCACUUAAUAGAAGAGUAAUUUAUCCUUAAGGUUAAUUUUCUUUUUGGCUGAGCAGGUUUUUUUUUAUAGAGUAAGGUUUCCUAAUUAAUACACUUCUGAAACCCUCCUUUUCAGUAUCUCUGAAACGAAUGACAUUUAAGAGGUGAACACAUUUUGCAGUUAAUAUGAGAGACAAACUUUCAGCUUUCACUCUCUGUAACUGAUAUCAUUUUUAUUGCCUCUUGCAAUAGAGUGCCAUUUGGCAUUAAAAUUUUAAUGCCAUUUGGUAUCAAAAUGAGAAAAGUACUCUUUUGACUUGAGAAUUUUAAGAAAAAAAUUACCUAUGGAACAUGACUCUGCCACAGUUUAUAGUAACCACUGCCAUAAAAUAACUUUCUAGCAAUAAUAAUUUUAGUGAACAAAGAUUAGCAGUCACUAGGAGAGAUGAGCUCAUGGCUGAUGUCCAGUGUGUAAAAAGAGGUGAAGUAUCUUAUCAGUGUGUAUAAUUAUCUGAUGAGAGUGAGUAAAGAAGGUGGAGCCAGACUUCUCAGUGGUGCCUUAUGAAAGGGCAAGAGGCAAUGGGCACAAAUUGAAACACAGGAAGUUCCCUUUAAACAUAAGAAAUCCCCCCCCCCCUUUUUUUUUUUACUGUAGUGGUGAUUAAACACUGAAACAGGUUUUCCAGAAAUGUUGUGGAGUCUCCAACCUUGGAGAUGUUCAAAAGUCAUCUGUCCACAGUCGUGGUCAGUGUGCUCUAGGUGACUCUGCUUGAGCAGGGGCAGGUGGACUAGACGAUCACCUGAAGUUCCUUCCAACCACAGCUAUUCUGUGAUUCUGUGAAGUACAAACAAGUUGUUUUUUUUCCCCUCAGCAUUACCUUUUUAAAUUAAUGCAGAUGUUUUUUCUUCCUGAGGCACAAACUUACAGAUAGCUAAGAAAUAGCUCUGUAUUAAUAAAUUGCUGUAUUUUUUAGAUAAGCUUCUGCUUGCUAGGGCAGUCGCACAGGGAACACAGUUGCCUUUUUUAAGAUAGUUGCUUUCAGCAAAAAUAUUUAAAUACUGCAGCUGGAGAUGCAUUUCAACAGUUGAGCACAAAAGCAUUUUAACUUUUCCUAGCAUCGAUUACAUAAGUGUGCAGCACACUGCAUUCCAAACGUAAGUGAGUUUAUUUUUCAAAAUGUAGACCAUUUCACAUUGAAAUGUAUAAUCGCCACUAUCCAUUUGAGAAGAGUGGAGCAACAGACCAAGCCUCCUUGGCUCUACUUUGCAGCAUUAAGCUUGACUCCCUAGCCCAGGCAUAUCCAGCUUUUUGGUUCCUAUGUGUCACAUACCAAAAUCUUCAGAUGACCUCUGCCAUGCCCCUCUGAUUGCUAAGAGGUAGAUGAGCCCUAGGAGCAGUUCACAGGCAGGAAAUGACAUUUGCUCUCCUGAGUCCAAUUGUUCUAGUGUAGCGCAGAGCUUGGUUGAGUGGCAACAUGGCUCCUAGUAUUUCUGGUGCAGCUGAAAAGGGUUUCAGUAUUAUAUAGCUGCCUGUUAUUUAAGGGAAUGGAGGAGAUGCAUCAACAUUGUAUGAUCUACUUGCAGAUCCUUAGGUGAGAAAAGAGGGUUAGUCUAAACCAAUUUAGGUCCUAGCUGAUUGCAGAAGAACAAGCACUUUAGCACAGAAGGUUGUGUCAAUAACUAAAAACUUUUCAUGACUAGCCUAACAGCAUGAAAUACUUCUGUAGCCUACUAGUCCAGGGCCCCUCAGCCUUGAGGCUUUUGUGGUUAGGGAACACUUAACUUCACUGCGUGUGUUUGUGUCCAGUCAACGUCACCACAAUGCUUUCUCUUCACUUAUUAAUGGUAAUUUUUUUGAAUCCCUUUUUCUGGAAUAAACUUUUCAGUGUGUGUGGUCAGCCAUUUUGAUUACUGCAAGUGCACUCAUCUGUGGAGCCAUUGUGCUGGACAGACUAAAACUUGUUUAAAAAUGAUCUAAUCUAUUCUGGGCCUAGAUAGUCUUUACAUGCUUAGAACUCCCAUUUACCUCUGUGGGAGACACAUGCAUAGACAUUGUGCUAAAAUCAAUGCUAUUCACACUUCGUAUAAACAUUUUAGAAAUCUGCAGUAAAAUUGUCAAAUGUUUGUUUUCUGAUAAUCUAUAAUCAAUAUGCUAUACAAAAGAAUUGGAGGACCAAGGUUUCUAGCUACUUAUACUGCCUUGUUGAGUAUCUUAUAUGUAUCUUGAUUAGAUGGUGUUAAUUUUUUGUCUGAGACUGCUAUGGUGAUUGUUUUAUUUUAUUUUAAAAUAUGUGGCAAGGAAGAUUGUAAUAAAAAUAUCUAAAUAUAAUAUACUCUGCACACACAAAUUAUUAGAUCCUAUUUUUGAAUAUGUUAACCAUUUUAGAAUUAAACAAAACCGGAAUAGUUUGGUAGUGUUGCUAAGUAAAAUGGAUGUAAUUAAAGGUUUUCUUGGUUGUAUCCUAGCAUAGAAGAUGGGUACUUAAUUGAAGAACUUAGAUUUGUACGCUGUAAUCAUCUCAGUAUAGUGCAGUAGGUGUGUGGAAGAGAAUAACAUCCUUGUCUUCUGAAUUUUUUGAAGAAGUUUAAUGGGGAGACAGCUGCUGUCAUUUUGCACCGUUGCUCCUGUAUGCCUUGUACUCAUAUGUGUAAGAUUUCUCUGUGCUGUGGUCUUUAUUCCUGCCUAAAAGAUGAGCAGAGAGGCUUAGAAUAAGAACCUCAACACAUUUCCAGCUCCUUAUGCUGCGUUUGGCUGCAGCACCAUUCACAGGAUGAUUUUUACCUCAUUGCCUAGCUUAGAGCAUACAAGACUACAGUAGAAAACAACUGCUCCUGCAUGUCAGAGCAGGCGCUUCCAUCAGUUCUCUACAUUUUGUACAUGAAGGCAGUUUUGCAGGAGGAGGAGAGCAAGUAUUCAGUUUGAUGAGAGCAGUAGUAAUUGCAGAAAAUACUAUGUCAGUAUGGUUAUGCCCACUGGAGAAGUUAGAUUUAUAAUUAUACCAAAGAAAAACACCUCUCCUAUUUGAACAGUCUUGUGUGUUUAAAUAGUGCUGUUAGAAGUUGAGAAAGAAAGGACGCAAAUUUUGGUCACUUUGAAGGCAAAAUAUUUCCUCAUAAAUUCAAACAAAAAAUAGUCCAUUCUUUUGUAUCACAUUGCAGCCUCAUCGGCUCAUUGAUUAGUCAGUCAUUCAGCUAUUAAAAUCACAGGAUAAGAUUAUCCAGAAAACAUCUGUACUUUUAAAAAGGCAUUUAUAUCUGAUAAUUUAACUGCUGAAUGGUUUUCUAGCCCACUAGUAUUCUAAAAUACAGCAAUUAAAGACACAUGACAAGCGUGGAAACUAAGCUUUGAAACACCCAAUUGCAGCUCUGAAAAUCUGUUUUAAGUAAGUAAACUGGUGAGUUUAUACAUGCUUGCAGGAGCAGAUUUAAGGUAAAUUAAGGUCCACGUGGUUCAGAUUAGAAAGCUGACUUUAACUGCCAGAGAAGGGCUUUGAAUGCAGAAUCCAAGGUACCUGCCCUUGAGCUACCUUUUCCUAGUUUAUGUGAAGUCAGGACAGUCUUCAGAAGGGGAGAAUGCAGUUUGCCUUUCAGCAGCUGAGGAGAGCUCCUACCCGCUUUACCAGGAAACCGGUACCAGGUGCCAGCACCAAAGCCACCAGCCACUGACUGCUCCAGCAACAAUGAAUCUCGAGGCAGAAGGGAUGCUCCCAAGUGUGUUCCUAAAUAAACGUGCAUUCCUGAAUUAGUGCCUCUACAAUGCAAAUAACGGUAAUAGCAAAUACAGAAAUCAAUUUGCAGAAGUAGCGAAUAAGGCAGCACAUUAUUAAGGCAGAGAAAACCAGCAAUAUGAGAAGGCUGUGCCAUAUGUUACCACUGAGAUCACAUGUAUUCGUUACCUAUUGCCCAUGUGGUUGCAUUGCUAUUUAGGAAAAUCUGUGUGUAGAAGACUGUAAUAUAUGUACUCUUGUGUGUGUGCGUGUGUGUAUGUUGAAGCUUUAUUUGCAAUGUGGUGGGGGUAGGAAACAGAAUUUGGGGGCUGGCUGUGUAGGCCUUCAGAUGUGGGCAGGAGGUCCUAAUGAAUUAUAUUUUUAUAGAUUGUGCUGAAGCUUUGGGUCCCAGCCACACAUAGCCUUUUCUUGCAUUGAAAUAAAAUGGUAUGGGAAGAAAGCGAGGUGGCUGUAAUAUAGUAGGGAUAGUACAAACCCCACCAGCCCUGGACAGACUAAAAUAACUUAAUAAAAGAUGCCUUUUUAAGUAAUAUUUUUUUAGUGCUAAAUUGUUAAACAAAGAAAUAUUUAUGAGCAAACUUUCUAUGUACUUAAAGUUUGUGUGGUGCUUUGUACUGACUAAGUGGACCUGUUAAAUGUUUACAUAUCUUAAUAAUUGUCCUUGAGACGUAUAUAGUAAUUCAAUGAAUUUUAUGCCAGAAAAACAAUGAAGUUCAGUGUAAUAGCAAAUUAUUUAAUUUCUAAUGAAAUUUUAGGCCUUUGUAGUGUUUAUGUAUUUUCUGGUUGGCAGUUAUGAGUUGGAUUCUUUCUGCAGUAAGGCUUGUACACUUGGUUGUGGAGAGAGGCAGUAGGAUAGUAAAGAAUAUAUUUAAAAGAAAACCCUAAAUAUUGCCACCUUAUCCAUUAUAAAAUCAGGUAAGUUGUGACAUAUGCCUGAAACUUGGAUUUUAUGUUGGAGUAAGAUACCAAACUACUAGGUGCAAGCUAAAAAUGGGUCACAGGUUUGUUUAUUUGUUUAAAUAAGUCUGGAGGAUCCUACAGGUGCUCAUUAGCAACAUGUAAAUAAACAAGCCAAGAGAAUGGAACAGGACUAACCUUUACACAUUAUAUGAAGUUGACAGAGCUAACUUCAUAGCUUGUGCUGAGUGAAUGUGCAAUAGGUAGAUGAGUAGGAUAAAUGGGAGAAAAUGAUUUUUCCCCCCUCCAGUCUGUCAGUUUUAAUAAUGUAAAGGAUUUAAGUAGAGUAAUCUGAAUUUAAAUUCAACAAACGUAUGAACUGGCUUUCAGAAGAGCUGAGUUGCCAGCAAAAUCCCAUUCGGUCAAAAUGCAAGUUGUUGGCAUGUUUGAAAGUCAGAACUUUUUUUUAAUUGUAUAUAGUUGUUCUUUGGGGUUGGGGGGGGGGUUAAUGACUGGGAGGCCAAGGCUAAAGCAAAUCCCUUCCAGGUAUUUAUUUUUCUGCUUAGUCAUUUGGAGGUUCACUAAGAAGUGCAAAGAUCUGCCUCCAUAAGUCAAAUUUUGGAGUAUGGUCCUCCAUUGAACAUUGUGCUCCUGCGUAAGACACCCUUAGUGGUCUGGAGAAAUUGUGAUUAUCCUUAAUUAUGUUUUUUUCUUCUCUUUAAAGAAAUUAGCCAGCAUCCUCACCACUCCUCUGAAUAAAUGACUACUGCAAAAACUGGGUAAUAAUUUAUCACAAGUUUUCUCUCAAGAGUUCUUCUGUUCUGGAUAUGUUGAGAGAAAAGUAUUGCUUCUGUUUUGUUGAGUUAGCAAGAAAAAAGUCAGUAAGACUGAUCAUGUAUUGUUCAGAAGAGAAGACAGAGAAGGGAGCAGUUAAAUCUUGCAUGCUUUGCUGUGCCUGUAUUUUCCUCCCCUGGGAGUCUGUGGGUAUAUUGUAUACCUGAUGAUGGCAGAGUGACUGUUUUAUCUGUGCUGCCCCUUGAGGGAAAUGCAAAGGAGUUAUUCUGCAAACCUGGGAGAUUAGGUCUGUGUAAAUUUGUUGAGAUGUCAGUUUUUAAAUACAGUAACGAAGCUGUGAUUUAGCACAGCUCUUAAGCAUGCACUCUGAAAUUAAAGCAUAUAUUGAGUUGAGACACUGCUUUUAUGGCUGUGGCAUAAGGCAGUGGGAUAUUCAUUCUCUCCCCUUUGCCUCCACCCUGUUUUAGGAACCUAGUUCAGUCAUGUAAUUUCUCUAAACUUUUUCUAUAGCUCAUGGAGAGAAAGUGAUUCUACAAGUGAAUAGUCAUCAGACCAGUUAGCCUAGGCUCUCGCUCUUUGAAAAGGAAGGUGUGGAAUCGUCAGCUGCGAUGGUGGAUUUCACUUGUCCAGCUCUGCUGCGCCAUAAAUCUACACCCUCAUAUUCCUCUCGCACCAUUUCUGCUGGUUCUGGUCCUUGCCUGUCCCCAUAAUGCGUGAAGUGAAGGAGCUAAACCAAUGGAGAACUUACCAAGCCGAAACAAUGAAGUUUUUAGUUCCUUUAGCUCACUGAACUUCCUCAUCUUGGAAGCAGACAAGUGCUUGUGCCAUGCUGGAGAGGAUAGGAAGAUGCAGCUGGGCAAAAAUAGGGGAAGAGUGGGACUCCCUUUUCUUGGCAGCAAGUGGCUAGGUAAGCACAGCCAAAUUGCAGAGUUGCGCCGAUAGUGGUAGAGGAAAGACUCGUCAGCUAAGUACUUGAAAGAAGAGCUACAGAUUUAGUAGUAUGAGUUUGGUGUUCUCAAUCCAGCCCAUCCCCUGUACUGUAAAAACAUGAAAGGUUUUGUACAACUGCCCUUACCGUCCAUAUGAUCCUUAUGCCUAGCAGAGUAGAAAAUAGCAGAUAGCAAAGCAUUAAAACAGUUGUCUAACUAGGGAACAUAGAGAGAGCAGCAGGCAAAUAAAAUUUCAAGUUUGCUUUCACAGCGCUUGCAUGGUGUCAGUGUUAUCCAGGUCUGGCUCUUUUCUCUUCCCAUGCCCCUUUAUUAAAAACAAACAAACAAACAAAAACCCCCCACAACCCCCCAGAAAAACGAGUUAGCUGUGAAUUGAAGUGGCAUUAAGAUUUAUUUUUUGUUUAUAGAUUUCUGGUUAAGAAGGGAUUUUCAAUAAAUGCCAAGUAGUGUGAUACAAACUGUCACUGUUGGAGCAUAGUUUGACUUUUUUCGUGAUAUGUCUAUAAUAAAUGUUAUUGGAAGAUCACUUGUAGACGGCUGCUCAUAUUCUGUGAUCUAUAUAUAGUAAAGCUCAUAAAUGCAUAUGCCAAAUGUGAGCUUGUGCAAACCAUGCCUUGCUAGGGAAUGAAACUGUAUGGUUUGUUGGAGACGAGAUGACAAGUAUUUAGCAUCAGCGAUCUUAUAAUUUGCUGUUAAUGAGUGUAAUUACUUGGGUAAUGUAGCCUUUUUAGUAUUGUUUUCUUACUGGAAAAUGGAGCAUGGCAUCGUAUGUGUGAUUUUAAUAUGUUUUUAGCUGGCUGAACAGGGAAAUAUGAAUCAGGAUUGCUAAAAAUGGGAGGGAUGGCCACAAGCAUAUCUAAGAUAUAAAUAAGGAGAGUAAAUUUGACAUUUAUCUCAAUUCAGAAAUUAUUAAGCAUUGACCCAGUGGGUUUGAUAUGUCUUUAACACGGAAUAGCAUCUGGAAGAGGCCAAUAUUUAGGGUUUUUGUCAGAAGCACAGUUAAUUCUGCUCUACUGCUUAGAAUGACCAGCACAGAUGCCACCAGAACCUCUUCUUGUAAUGCUGUAAUACAGACUGUGGUUUUCUUGUGAAAGUCUUAACCUCUUCUUAUGAAAAUAAUGCACAACUAAGUAUUUUCAUGGUGUAUAAGUGAUUUUUUUUUCCAAUAAAUUACAUUUCUUUUACUAAA
Rhea pennata is the source of this 10208-nucleotide messenger RNA. It is a transcript of the gene PDXK, whose product is annotated as pyridoxal kinase. Gene Ontology annotation, biological process: pyridoxal 5'-phosphate salvage. Lineage: Eukaryota; Metazoa; Chordata; Aves; Rheiformes; Rheidae. Bases 44 to 1006 code for a protein of 320 amino acids. Gene Ontology annotation, cellular component: cytosol. Gene Ontology annotation, molecular function: pyridoxal kinase activity. The record is from RefSeq and is a predicted model, not a curated record. The transcript is spliced from 12 exons.